UCUUCCUCUUCUGCUGCUGCUGCGGAUCAUUCCUGCUUUAAAACAACCCGAGGACUCACCGGUAUCUUCUUAACCAUGCAGGAGGCGAACAGUCAAUAUCUUUAGAUUCAAACACACAGAUUCAAACGGCUCGGAGCUCCUUCCUCGCGCAGAGAUCCGGACUCUCAAAGAAAAUACUGCAGUAUCUGUGUGUACUUGUACAUGGCGCCGUGUAAAGGCACUCUGAGGGACCUGCAGCUGGCUCUUCAGCUGAAGAUCGAGGAGCUGAGACAGAGAGACGCUCUGAUCGAUGAUCUGGAGCUGGAGCUGGACACCAAAGACGAUCUGAUCCGCCUCCUGCAGGAGGAGCUGGACCGGCAGCGGGGGGGCCAGCAGAGCGGGGGGGGGCGCGGGGCCGAGGAUACAGGUGUUCAGCCUCCAGCAGCUGAUGAGCCUCAGCGCACAAAGAGACAAGCGAUCUCUGCAGAGCCGACAGUGCUGGACCCCUCACAGCUGACUGAUGUUACCCUGAAGAGCUACUCCAAGAGCAAAGAGUCCAGUGAUCUGAUCCAGAGAGCUCUGAUGGACAACGACUUCAUGAAACAUCUGGAACACGGACAGAUCCUCACCAUCAUGGACUGCAUGCAUCCCACCAGCCUGACUAAAGGCUGCUGUGUGAUCCAGGAGGGAGACGACGGCUCCACGGUUUACGUCCUGGAGGAGGGAACCGUGGAGGUGACGAAACAAGGAAAGACUCUGUGUUCGAUUGGAGAGGGGAAAGUCUUCGGAGAGUUGGCCAUCCUGUACAACUGCACCCGCACUGCUACUGUAACAGCUCUGACUGACAUCAAGCUCUGGGCGAUCGACAGGCAGUGUUUCCAGACCAUCAUGAUGAGAACCAGCCUCAUCAAACACUCGCAAUACACAGACUACCUGCGCAGCGUUCCCUCCUUGCAGUCUCUUCCCGAGGACAUCCUCAGCAAACUGGCCGAUGUUUUAGAAGAGACUCAUUACAGCGACUGUGAUUACAUUAUCCGUCAGGGAGCCACCGGAGACACGUUCUUCAUCAUCAGCGAGGGACAGGUGAAGAUGACGCAGCAAAACUCACCUGGAGACGAGCAGGUGAUGAAGACCCUGAACAAAGGAGACUGGUUUGGAGAGCAAGCUCUGAAAGGGGAGGAUGUUCGUACAGCCAGUGUGACGGCAGUGGGAGACGUCACAUGUCUGGUGAUCGACAGAGAGUCUUUCAAACAGCUGAUCGGAGGACUGGAGGACGUCAACAACAAGCAGCUCGACAGCGACGAGGUCAAAGCCAAUUUGCAGGCAGAAGCUGAUUUCUUCUCCAGUGUUUCUCUGAGUAGUUUCAACACCAUCUGCACUCUGGGGAUGGGAGGCUUCAGUCGAGUGGAGCUGGUGCAACUAAAGAGCGAUACCAGCAGAUCUUUUGCCCUGAAAGUGUUGAAGAAGCGUCACAUCAUGGACACCAGCCAGCAGGGCCACAUCCUGUCUGAGCGCCGCAUCAUGGUGGAGGCUCACAGUCCCUUCAUCAUCAGGUUGUACCGGACUUUCAGAGACUCCAAAUAUCUGUACAUGCUGCUGGAGGCGUGUCUGGGAGGAGAGCUGUGGACGCUGCUCAGAGACAGAGGAUCUUUUGAUGACGGCGUGACUCGGUUCUACACCGGCUGCGUGGUCGAGGCUCUGGCCUUCCUGCACUGCAGAGGAAUCAUCUACAGAGACCUGAAGCCUGAGAACAUCAUCCUGGACCAGCGGGGAUACGCCAAGCUGGUGGACUUUGGCUUUGCUAAGAAAGUGGGUCUGGGUAAGAAGACGUGGACGUUUUGUGGGACUCCAGAGUACGUGGCCCCUGAGAUCAUCCUGAAUAAGGGCCACGACAGCUCUGCAGACUGCUGGUCUCUGGGAAUACUGGUCUUUGAGCUGCUCAGUGGCAGUCCUCCAUUUUCAGAAUCUGAUCCCAUGAAGACGUACAACAUCAUCCUGCGAGGUAUCGACAUGAUCGAGUUUCCCAAAAAAAUCGCCAAAAGCGCCGCCAACCUCAUCAAACGCCUCUGCAGAGACAAUCCUUCAGAGCGGCUGGGCAAUCAGAAAAAUGGAGUGAAGGACAUCCAGAAACACAAGUGGUUUGAAGGCUUCAACUGGGAAGGCCUCCGUCAGGGAACCAUCGCCUCUCCGUUCACCCCCACAGUGGAAGGACCUUUGGACACCAGCAACUUUGACUAUUUCCCCGAGGACACAGAAGACCCUCCUCCUGACGAAGAGUCCGGCUGGGACCUGGAGUUUUAGGGAAAAACAAUACAAAAUGUAUUUCUUUAUUUAUAUUUAUUGUAUAGUAUAAACUGUAAGAAAUAGCUUUAUAUUUCAAGCAUUUUAGUUAUUACAGGACAAGGAAUAACAAAUAAUGAUAAUAAUUUAUGGGAUAAUAAAUUAGAUCAGCGGGUUUUCAAAGUGUG
Molecule: messenger RNA, 2447 nt
Organism: Trematomus bernacchii (emerald rockcod)
Lineage: Eukaryota; Metazoa; Chordata; Actinopteri; Perciformes; Nototheniidae
Product: cGMP-dependent protein kinase 1-like
Exons: 21
Coding region: 202-2280 (692 amino acids)
Biological process (GO): protein phosphorylation
Molecular function (GO): ATP binding; cGMP-dependent protein kinase activity
Source: RefSeq, a predicted model, not a curated record